Molecule: messenger RNA, 906 nt
Organism: Diaporthe batatas
Lineage: Eukaryota; Fungi; Ascomycota; Sordariomycetes; Diaporthales; Diaporthaceae
Exons: 2
Coding region: 1-906 (301 amino acids)
Biological process (GO): peptidyl-lysine dimethylation
Molecular function (GO): protein-lysine N-methyltransferase activity
Source: RefSeq, a predicted model, not a curated record
AUGGCGUUGACCUCUCGCAUCGCCUUAACCGGUGCCCCUGCCGAGGACCCAGAGGACUUCUUCGGCUCCUCGCUGGGCGUCAUCUUCCCGGAUGAUGUGAUGAACCAACAUGGCGAUGCCGAACACGGGCUCCUAUACAAGUCCCCCCAUCUGCCCAAGCCCCUGCACAUCACCCUGGCAGACCCGGUGGCCGACGCCGACCGCAAGCUCUUCAGCCACUACCUCUGGAACUCCUCGCUGCUGCUGGCCGAGUUUGUCGAGUCCGGCACCUUGGGGCUGGGCCCGGAGCAAGGCGGCGUCGAGAGCCCCCUCGGCCCGCCCCUGUCCUCCUUCAGCGUCAAGGGCCGCUCCGUCCUCGAGCUCGGCGCCGGCACCGCCCUGCCCUCGCUGCUCUCCGCCCUCCUCGGCGCGGACCGUGCCCUCCUGACCGACUACCCGGCCCCCGUCGUCAUCUCAAACCUCACCGCCAACGCCGCGCGCAACUCCCGCUCCGACAUGUCGCCCUCCGCCGCCGUCGCGCCCGUCGAGGUCGAGGGCCACGCGUGGGGCCAGCUGGACACCCCGCUCGCCCAGAGGGGCCGCCACGCCUUUGACCGCGUGUUUGUGUGCGACUGCCUCUGGAUGCCCUGGGAGCACGAGAACCUGCUCAGGUCCAUCGAGUGGUUCCUGGCCGACUCGGCUGACGCGAGGGUCUGGGUCGUUGCCGGGUUCCACACGGGCCGGGACAAGUUGAGGGGGUUCUUUGACGGCGAGCGCGUGGCCGGCCUGGGGCUCGAGGUUGAGAGCAUCUGGGAGAGGGACUGUGACGGUCUUGAGAGGGAGUGGGUCCUGGACAGGGGCAUCGAGGACCCUGUCGGCCGGAAGAGGUGGCUUGUCUUUGCUGUGCUGAAGAGGGCUGCGCCUUGA